AUGAGACCACGGCGCGGACUGUCUCUCGAUCGUUUGAUGCCGAACACAGUGCGACCGCCACUCCAUCAUGCCGUCACCAUGGAAGCACCUCGAAGGCCUCGGUCGAAUCGGCCCCCUCUACGCCGCUCCAUCCGCCUCGAAGAUGAUGAUGGAGCGGCAGAAGAACGGCGGCGUGUCUUCGGCCACGGACCCCGAGCUCCCUCCUUUGACGAGGGUGACGCGAGCGACCACGAAUGCGAAUGCCAGCGUGCAUCGCUAGAGCGUUCCGGCCCAUCUGCUGAAACGCCCGAUGAAGAAUUCGAACCUGAGUUUGUCGCCUCUCCUCCUAAUGAUACAUCUGACACACGUCUACGUGGUGCUUCAGCAGACCGCGUGCUCGAUCAACGAGAACAUUUAACUCCCCGCGGCCCAUCUAGAGCGCAUUCGCAGGGAGUUUUUGAAAGACGUUUACCGAAAAUUUACAAAUUGGGACUUAUUGAUAAAUCAAAAAGAGCAAGCUCUAGUGCACUGUAUGAGAGAGCAGAUAGAUCGCCUACUGAGGCCUUUUAUAACGCCACUGGUUCCACACGACUUAGCUCGCAGGAACUCUUCGAAAAGUUUUGCUCAGAAGAUUUUAGAUCCUUAUAUGGUAGAGAAGAGUAUAGACCUCGUCGUCCACCGCAUUCGAAGUCAACUGGUAGCAGUGGUUCGGAUGUAAGACACGAGCGAACUUGCUGCAGACGCGUACCUUGUGGUUCACAACCAGUCUUGAAUAGACGUCAUAAUUACCAUGCGCCGCGGUCUGAUCGCUCAACAGAUUCGGAUGGCACCUCCCCUGGUAGAACCAACAUUCGUAUACCAUCAGAAAUACAAGAGCAAUCUACAAAUGAUUACUCUCGAUCGGCGCCACUUCUCAGCCCUGAUAAGUUCGAAGCACGUUUUACGUUUGAUAUAUCUGAACGCAGUGAAGUCACGUCUUACCGCGAUGAGACUCCAUCUGAUGCAACGGAGACGCGUAAUCUUACGCUUUAUGAAGAACCGCAUUCAGAUCGUACGAGCAUUUGCGAAUUGUACGAUGCAGCUUUUUCUUCGCAUCGGCCAUCAUUUAAAAGAAACAGUUCAAAGAGACGCGGCGGGCCCUUCGAUUUGAGUAAUCUUGAUUUCCGAGCAAUCGACGAUGAGAGUCCGCGAGCGAGCCGUCGCACUUCACAACGCAGUAUGGAUGAUACUAUGCGUCAAACUUCAGAAUCACGUAGCUGGGCUUCGGACUCAGUUUUCGCAACACCGGAACGAAGAGCCAUAACAACUGCCACUACAUCACCAUCUUCGACUGACACUCGCAAAUACGUGACAGCCUUGGAACGAGCAGAAUCUGCGGCUGCGGAUUCCACGCAAGCUGAUACCACUGCUGCUGAAGAGCAACCUAGCGUUAUUGAGCGAUCUGAAUAUGCAUUAGCACUGAGUCUCGGACGGAUAGAUUUAGACGGCUCACCAGAAAGACCGGCGUCCACACAGUCUGGUCUAGUUCGUAUAGCGAGUAGACCGUCGAUGCUUAGACUGGAGCCGAUAGAGCCAGAACGGUUGUGUGGCGGUGCUGAUCAAGAUAGCUCAGUGGCGCACCGCAAGCGGCGCGGUGCCAGCGAGCCGCGGCGGUCAGCGCGCUGUUUCCCCCUCUGA
Leptosia nina is the source of this 1656-nucleotide messenger RNA. The record is from the annotation of a GenBank genome assembly. Lineage: Eukaryota; Metazoa; Arthropoda; Insecta; Lepidoptera; Pieridae.